UGCUCACGGACACAACGGGUUUCGUUGUGACGUAACAAACGCCGCGGAAAAACAUUCCCGGUGGAGAGUCGCGUGGUUCAGGAUGGUCUGCGCGAGUGUCACACUCGGUGUUUUGACUGGGUUCCUGGGUUGGGAUAAGCUGUGACACUGCAUCCUGUUUGACUGGAUGAUCUCCUGAUGGAACCCCCUCCCUAUGAAGAGGCCAUUCUGCACCCUCCUGCUCUGCGUUCAGAAGGACCUAUCACCUCCCCUCCCCCCACCUACUACGCCAGCCUCUCCUCCCCCUCGACGCCUCCUCCCACCUAUGGGGAAGCAGUCACGCUUCGUUCUGAUCCAAUUCCCGUCCCGCCUCCGACCGCUGUGACAACUUCCGUGACCUCACGUCCCCAAAACACCAGAAACAUAACCCAUCCACUCACGCAAGUCGGUCCGACGCAGGCUGUCAACGGCGGACGAACUCGGCCGACGGUGGUCGUGACCCAGCCAUCGGCCGUUCCCGUCACGGUGACGUACCUGAGGGACCUCCCUGGUUUGGUUCGCUGCCCGCACUGCCACCACACUGUCACCACCAAAGUCACGUACCUGCCUGGUGGUGCUGCCUGGUGUAUGUGUGUAAUGCUCGCACUGAUGGGGUUGGUGUGCGGUUUCUGUCUGAUCCCGCUCAUCGUCCGAGGACUACAAGACGCACAUCACUCCUGUCCACGGUGCGGAAAGCAUCUGCACGUGUUCACAAGAUGACGCGGUCGGGACUCAUGAGGCUCCUGUUGUUCCAAUCCAAAAACCUCUCCAACAUGAUUCACAACACGGACAGUUUGCACUGAGCUAGAAAUGUAAGCGGCUCACUGGAGCUACAAGGUGAUGAUACUGUAUGUACUGAACAUAUGGCCUGGACAGAAGACGAGUGGAUUGUGCUGCGAGAGCAGCUUCGGAGGUUCUGUGGACAUUUUUGUCCUUUUUUUUUUUUAUCACUGAAAAACAGCUGCCAUCCACACUUCAAGUGCGCCAUACAGAAAAUGAAUUUUGAUUUAGGAAUAGAAUUUUUUUUAGCACUGUCGCGACCUUUUCUCAGGACCGUGUGUGGGUGUUGACAGACAAACGUCCCCUCCGUGAGUCUUGCGAGAACACGGGAGUGAGCUUCACUGUGGCUCCGCGCAGCGUCAGCCCGAACACUCAGAACACAAGACAGAAUUACUACGUGUGAGAUAUUGUUUUCAUUUGCUACGGAAAAAAAAAUAAUUGUUUACAUGAGUAAAGUUUGCAUACGUUGUAGAGGGCUUGUGUUUUAUUUUAUUUCUCAUUUGUGAUUGUAAAUGAAUAAAAAAAAAUGAUGAAUUUCAGUUGAGAAACACAAAAAAAUCAAUUCAAGCUCAAAUUCACUCUGCUGCUCAGAUUCUCUCUGUCGGUUUACUCUUAAAUCUGCCUUUUCGCCUUUGCAUCACUUUUGAAAGAAACAAUAUUUGCAUGCACUUGUACGUUUCAACCAUCUAGUAGGUGAACUUUGCAUAUUUUGCACAUGAGCAUACGCCAAAUGAUUUUGUUUCGCGCGAGUCGGUGCUUCCAUUUUGACCUUGUUGAGGCGAACCGCGUUAGGCAAAGGGCAUUCAGAUAUAAGUGAUAUACAUGAUAUGAACGGCAGCCAAUGGCAGCGAUACAGCGCGGCUCAGAUAGGGAAGUUAAUCAGCUACAGACUGGUGGGUCGAGGCGGCAGAUAACGAAAAGCAUUCACGCUACCAACUCAAUGCACACACACACACACACACACACACACACACACACACAGAUUCACGGCUCCAUGACUUUAGAGGACAUUACAUUGACAUACAUUCAUUUCUUUGUGAAUAACUCUAACUGUAACUAUAACUUGACCAACCCUGACCUUGACCUUGACUAACCCUGACCUUAAAGCAUGAACAAUAUUGCUUGUCCCCACGAGGAAGAGACGUCCCCAAAGAGAUUAAGGUCCCCUCAACAUG
Messenger RNA from Scophthalmus maximus (turbot), 1973 nucleotides. Its product is annotated as lipopolysaccharide-induced tumor necrosis factor-alpha factor homolog. Bases 178 to 738 code for a protein of 186 amino acids. NCBI's taxonomy places the organism in Eukaryota, Metazoa, Chordata, Actinopteri, Pleuronectiformes, Scophthalmidae. The transcript is spliced from 5 exons. The record is from RefSeq and is a predicted model, not a curated record. Gene Ontology annotation, molecular function: zinc ion binding.